GUUGGAGAGCCAGCUACUGCCAUCGAGUCUUCUGAGGCUUGAGAUCCCCAGUACGAGUGAGCCAGCUCCUCAGAGAUCUUCAAUCUCCGACACACAGGUUGGAGAGCCAGCUACUGCCAUCGAGUCUUCUGAGGCUGAGAUCCCCAGUACGAGUGAGCCAGCUCCUCAGAGAUCUUCAAUCUCCGACACACAGGUUGGAGAGCCAGCUACUGCCAUCGAGUCUUCUGAGGCUGAGAUCCCCAGUACGAGUGAGCCAGCUCCUCAGAGAUCUUCAAUCUCCGACACACAGGUUGGAGAGCCAGCUACUGCCAUCGAGUCUUCUGAGGCUGAGAUCCCCAGUACGAGUGAGCCAGCUCCUCAGAGAUCUUCAAUCUCCGACACACAGGUUGGAGAGCCAGCUACUGCCAUCGAGUCUCUGAGGCUGAGAUCCCCAGUACGAGUGAGCCAGCUCCUCAGAGAUCUUCAAUCUCCGACACACAGGUUGGAGAGCCAGCUACUGCCAUCGAGUCUUCUGAGGCUGAGAUCCCCAGUACGAGUGAGCCAGCUCCUCAGAGAUCUUCAAUCUCCGACACACAGGUUGGAGAGCCAGCUACUGCCAUCGAGUCUUCUGAGGCUGAGAUCCCCAGUACGAGUGAGCCAGCUCCUCAGAGAUCUUUCAAUCUCCGACACACAGGUUGGAGAGCCAGCUACUGCCAUCGAGUCUUCUGAGGCUGAGAUCCCCAGUACGAGUGAGCCAGCUCCUCAGAGAUCUUCAAUCUCCGACACACAGGUUGGAGAGCCAGCUACUGCCAUCGAGUCUUCUGAGGCUGAGAUCCCCAGUACGAGUGAGCCAGCUCCUCAGAGAUCUUCAAUCUCCGACACACAGGUUGGAGAGCCAGCUACUGCCAUCGAGUCUUCUGAGGCUGAGAUCCCCAGUACGAGUGAGCCAGCUCCUCAGAGAUCUUCAAUCUCCGACACACAGCAUUUAGGUGAAACAGAGUCCUAUCUUUUAAAGAAAAAAUAUGGGAUGAUGGUUUCCCUUGUAAACUACACAGAUUCAGACGAAUCUCAGAGUCCGUCCCGAAUUGCCAUCCAUGACGAUAGCUCUCAGGCAUGGAGUCCAGGUACUGACAUUGAACUCAAAGAAGACAAAGAUAUUUUCCCAAUGCUGAGGAGGACUAAAAGCAUACAGAUGACCAGCCAGAUUGAGUUUGAUUCAGAUGAGCUCUUUGACCCCAGCUCAGCGGACAGUGGAGAGGAAUAUAUUCCUAAAACGAGUGAAGACUCUUCUGGUACAGACACAAGCGAAGUUAUUGACAUAGUCCACAAAAAAGACAGCAUGCUUGGACGCCAAUACUUUCAAAAGCUGUCUCACAUCAGUGAUGAAUGUCUCUUACCAACCCAAGUGAACAGUAGUUCUUCACAGCAGGUGCCCAAGAGAGGACGCUCCCCCUCAAGAAGAGAUAGCAAUUCCAUUAUUAAACGCAAAAGACAAUGUUUAGGCAGUGGAUCCUGUCCCACAACACGAACCAUAGGGGGUAAAUCGUUAAAACAGAGUAUAGUUGGCGACACUGGAUCCGUAUCUGAAAACUCGACACAUGAAGUUGAACCAAAUCUUCCUGAUGGGGCCUCUUCCCUUCUUACAGAAAACAAAGUAGCUGAAGGUUCACGUUCACCUUGCAUACCUGCCGUUUGUAAAAAGGAGGAUGGGUCAAGAAUGUACAACAAAAAGCAAUAUUGUUUGUACUGUAAGAUAGGAGUUGGAAAAAUAGCAAGGCAUUUGGAGCGUGCGCAUCACAAUAAGCCUGACGUUGCACAGGCUUUGUCCUUCCCAAAAGGUUCUAAAGAAAGAAGAAUGCAUUUGGAACAUUUAAGAAACAGAGGCAACUUCGCCCACAAUGUUGAGGUAUUAAAUGCUGGCGUUGGAAAUCUUGUUUCUCGCAAGCAACCCAAACAGGACUCUCAAGCACAGAAUUUCCUCCAUUGUGUUUAUUGUCAAGGAUUGUUCAACAAGAAACUCCUUUGGCGGCACAUGAAGAUCUGCAAGUUCAAACCCGAUGUUCCACAAAAACCUGGCAAAACCCGUGCCCAGGCCCUGUCUGCAUUUGCAGUACCUCCACCACCUGGCGUCAAGAUAGAGUUUUGGAAGCUGUUAAACAACAUGGUUCAAGAUGAUGUUUACAUUGCUGUCAAAUCUGAUGUAUGUAUCAUGGAGUAUGGUGAGCACCUGUAUAACAGGCUUGGAUAUGAUGUUGGCAAGCAUGAAUACAUACGGCAGAAACUGAGGGAGCUUGGAAGGCUUCUGGUAUGUUCGAGGAAAACUACUCCCUUAAAGACUAUUCAAGACCAUGUCAAACCCAUCAAUUUCUUGUAUGUUGUGCAAGCAGUCAAACAUGUGGCAGGCUUCGACAGUGAAACCAAUACAUACAAGUGCCCAAGUCUUGCCCUUAAAAUUGGACAUAGCUUGAAAAAGAUGUCAAUGCUUGUUGAAAGCCGUGCAAACGUACAGAGCAACUACUCAGCAGCUAAAGAUGCUCGUACGUUCCGCAGAGUAUAUGAAACCCGAUGGAAUGAACUGAUUUCUGCCGCAUCACUGAGAACCCUUCAGGAAUCCAAGUGGAAUGCUCCUCAGUUGCUUCCAUUUACAAAAGAUGUCCAGACUCUCCAUUCUUAUUUAGAUGUGCAACAACAAGAAGUUCACAUUAAAUUGUCUGCAGAUAAAUCUCCCCAGACAUGGUCACAGUUAGCAAAGGUCACUUUGACACAAGUCAUUUUGUUUAACCGACGUAGAGCAGGGGAAGUUUCAAAAAUGCCCCUAUCUGCAUAUUUGUCUCAAAAUCCAUCACAUCCUCAGGAAGAUGUAAAUAUUGCCCUGUCAGAACUAGAAAAGAAACUAUGUAAAUACUUCAGGAGGAUAGAGAUAAGAGGAAAGAGGGGAAGAAAGGUCCCUGUGCUUUUGACCCCAGCAAUGCAGCAAGCACUGGAUCUGCUCGUCGGCACACGGCAGGAAUGUGGGGUUCCUAAGGAGAACAUUUACUUGUUUGCGAGACCAUCUGCUUUCACCUGCUACCGCGGUUCUGAUUGCCUUCGAUACUUUGCCAAGGCCUGUGGUGCAAAGAAUCCUGAAAGUCUCACCUCUACAAAACUACGCAAGCAAACUGGAACUCUGUCUCAGGUUCUUAACCUCACCAAUACAGAGCUGGAUCUGUUGGCAGAUUUUCUCGGCCAUGACAUAAGAGUGCAUCGGCAAUUCUACAGACUUCCUGAGGGCACCCUUCAGCUUGCUAAGAUCAGCAAACUUCUCAUGGCCUUGGAGCAAGGACGCCUGGCAGAAUUCCAGGGCAAGACCCUGGAUGACAUCAGCAUUGAUCCUGAGGAGAAUGUGCACAUGGACAGCGACAAUGAGACAGCGUGUGAGUCAGACUCACAAGAGGGUCAAGUCACAUCCACUCAGAUGGAGAAUAAAACAUCAAUGAGAGAUGGGAGCAAUACAGAUGAAGCAUCGCAACAGGGCCCUAUGACACCUCCACCAGCCGCUCAACCACAGACCGAGAGAAGGCAAAAAGGUCGGCAGCCUUUCAAGAAAAAGCUGUGGGAAAAGACGGAGAUCCAAGCUGUUGAGAAGCACCUGAUGUCUUUCAUUAACACAUGUCGCGUUCCGCGGAAAAGCGACUGCGAUAAGUGUCUUAAAAUGGAAGGAGAAGCACUCAAACAAAGAAAUUGGUUGGCCAUAAAGUUUUAUAUAAAGAAUCGGAUCACAGCUCUCAAGAGCAAAAUGUAAAGUGAUCAUUGAUGUCUGUUGACACCAUUACUUUUUUUUGUAAAGUGUAAUGCUUGCAAAAGUUAAAUGUUUGAUGUAAGCCGCUAUACAAAUAUAUAGAUCAUACUUUAUUUCUUCUUUCACCCCUCAUUGAUGUCCUCUUAAUACCUCCUUUUCUUUUAUCUGAAUUAUUCACAAUUUCCUCUUCAACCUUAUCUAUUUGAUCUUCUCUUACCUCUAUGCUUUUUAAAUCUCAUCUCUUUUUUGUAAUCUUCCUUUUAUCUGAACUACCUUAUCAUCUCUUCUAGUUUCUCAUAUUAUCUUGUUUUUUUCUUAACACAAUUUAAUCUUGUCCCUUUUCACACUUUCAAUUUCCUCAUUUCUUUCAAUAUCAUCUGGAAAUACAUUAUUAUAUAUAUAUAUUUAUAUAUAUAAAUAAUAAUGUAUUCUAAUGUAUUGUAUGUAAUAAUUAAAAGUCUAAUAACGACAAUCUCCUUGUAUUUACUGGAAAGCUCUAUAAUAACAUUGUAUUGCUUAAAUGGAAAUUACAAUGACUAUUUAAGCAGAAUACCCAUAUAAGCAUGACUUGUAUGGCUCCAAUAAUUAACACUUAGAACACAAACCCCUCUUUAUUUAAAAAGAAGGAAACUGAUGCAAAUUCAGUAAAUGUACUGUGAGUCUCAUUCACGAGUUCAGACAUCCCUGUGUCACAGUGGUUAAAUAGACUAAUAAAAAGCAUUACUAUAAUAGCUUAAAUAUUAAUUAAAAUGCUAUCAGUACAUUAGAAUUCAAUAUAAUUGUGUCACAACAGAAGCUACAUGUUGACACUAAAGGUGAAAAUCCUUCUGCAUCAUGAUAGCCCUCACUUUGACAGUCAAAGGUGUUGCAUUGUUACCUAAAGUAAGUUUAGUAAUAGUGUGCUAAGUGGCCCCACUAAUGUUUUAAACCAGACAGUGUAUUUUUGGAGCCCACACAUGACUAAAAGCCAGACAGUGUGUAUAUAUGGACCCCUCCUGUAACUCUGUACCUGACAAGACCCCAUGAAACGGGUUAUAGUCCGGUCAGUGACCUCUACUUUCUCUGAUUGAUAAUUUGAAGUGAAAUCUUUGUUUGAGUCCACUUCAGGAUUCUGCCUGAUUUUUUACAGUGCUGUACAACCUUCAGAAAGGGUGGACCCCAAAAGGGAUGGUCUGGUCAGGUACCCCCAGAAUGUAAUAAAGACAAGGGGGUGUGUGUGUGUGUGUGUGUGUGUGUGUGUGUGUGUGUGUGUGUGUGUGUGUGUGU
This is a messenger RNA of Gymnodraco acuticeps, 5023 nucleotides long. RefSeq lists its product as uncharacterized. The annotation marks the transcript as partial. The record is from RefSeq and is a predicted model, not a curated record. NCBI's taxonomy places the organism in Eukaryota, Metazoa, Chordata, Actinopteri, Perciformes, Bathydraconidae. The transcript has 16 exons.